Molecule: messenger RNA, 1452 nt
Organism: Fusarium venenatum
Lineage: Eukaryota; Fungi; Ascomycota; Sordariomycetes; Hypocreales; Nectriaceae
Product: Alpha/Beta hydrolase protein
Source: RefSeq, a predicted model, not a curated record
AUGCAGAUGGGCGCCUUUAACGUUUUGGCCGUCCUCUCAGGUCUGGCCGUUGCACUGGCUAGUGAUAUUUGCGCUGCAAGUCUAAAAGUCAAGACUCAAAACGGUGUGCUGGAAGGUUUCAAAGACGACUCCUCCAACGUUGCCCAGUUUCUCGGUAUUCCUUAUGGUGAACAUCGACGAUGGGAGCCAGCCAUACCUAGUGGCCAUUUCGGAACACUCAAGGCUACAUCGUUUGGUCCUAAUUGUGCUCAGAGUGAACCUGGUGUUGGCGGUCCUUGGGCUCCCGAGUUUCUCAUCAAGCAUAACAGCACGAGCGAGAGUUGUCUUUUCCUGAAUGUCUGGGCGCCGGAGCAGGCCCUUUGCCCCAAAGCGAAACUGCUUCCUGUGAUUGUUUGGAUCCAUGGAGGAGGUUUCGCAUCGGGCGGUGGUGAUAUUGUUUAUCAGAUCCCCAAGAACUGGGUUGAGAGAAGUCAAAAGCACAUUGUUGUCAGCAUCAAUUACCGUCUCGGAGUUUUUGGCUUCCCCAAUGCCCCCAGUCUUAACCCUAAACAGCAGAACUUGGGAUUCCUUGACCAACGUCUCGCAGUCAAAUGGGUCAACGACAACAUAUCGCGCUUCGGUGGUGAUCCCAAACGUAUUAUUCUCUGGGGCCAGAGCGCCGGCGCCGCUUCUGUGGCAUUCUACCAGUAUGCGUAUCCCCACACUCCCAUCGCUGCUGGAUACAUUGAGGACUCGGGAUCUGCUUUCCUCGGGUUGAGGGGAAAUGAUGACACGAAGAGCAACUUUACUUCGCUUGCCAAAUCGUUCGGAUGCAGGCGUGACUAUGUUGAGUGUCUACGACGUGUUCCUUUCAAGGAUCUCCAGAGACAUGUCGAGGAAGCAAAGACUAUGAGCUUUGUCCCUGUUGUUGAUGAACGGACUGUGUUCUCCGACUACACUGACAAAAUCCCCAAUGUUGCCAAACUUCCUACGAUCAUUGGAACAAACCGAGACGAAGGAGACCUGACUGACCCUCCAGCGCAAGGAGACCAGUCUUCGGAUCAAGCCAAGCCCGAUAAUACCUUCCACUGCCCGGCGCACUACGAGACUAUCCUUCGAUCUUCAGCAGGCGCAAACACAUGGCGAUAUAUGUAUUCCCCCAACUUUACCAACAUUAUGCCUGGAGGAGAGGGUGCGUUCCACAGCGCCGAGCUACCACUGAUCAUGGGAACUCAUGACGAAGCCCGUGGAAAGUCAAGCAAGUUUGAGUACGAGGUCAGCCACGCUAUGCAGGAUUAUUGGCUUGCUUUUGCGCAGGAUCCUUCUGCGGGUUUGACACGGAAGGGAUGGAAACCGACGCCAAAGACAGGAGUUCAACAGGGGAUUGCCUUUGGGUCAGACAAUAAGGUUGUUGUGAAGCCAUAUGUCUGGACUAGCAUGGAGACUGGAUGUAGCAAAGCUGGUGCUAAGUAG